UGCCGUGCCCACAUCAAUACAGUAUGGGGAGUAGGUACAAGCGGGUGUACUUUGUUUCUGUCAGGCCCGGCCAACUCACUCAGUGCACCAACACACGGACCUUAUCAGCACAAUGAAAACGCAAACCACAGCAGUUUACCUGUGGAGUAAUGACAGGGGACAGGUGCCCAGCGUUCAGAGGGAAGUAGUUAAUUAACCCUACCUGCAGGAAAUAUGCUGAGGUCAUUCACAGAGAGACUAAGUGGGGGUCUGUCGGAGAGCUUCUCCAGCACCAUGGGCACCGAGGAGCCUCACAGCCUGGAGUGCAUCCACAAGUCGGAGCUGUUUCCUAAGAAAUCCAUCGUGUUAGAAGAUGACACGCUGCAGGUGCCCUUUCCAACCAUGAAUGGAGAAUAUGUGACAUAUCUGGGCAGGACUUCAGACGGUCUCAUAGCAUUAUCUAAUUUCCGACUGUUUGUGCGUCAGAAGAAUGUAUUUGUGAAUGUGCCACUGGGAUUAAUUGAUACAGUGGACACAAGGGAGAUCUUCUACCUUACUGUUUGCUGUAAAGACGCUACCACAGUCAGAUGUGCAUUCUCCACCAACGAACAGUGCCAGCAAUGGUAUAAAAGGCUGUUAGAUGCAAUUGCCCCGCCUAAGGAGGUCAAUGACCUAUUUGCUCUGGCAUUCCAUGCAUGGAGGGAGAAUGACACGCCUACCAGUGACACCGCACCAUCAAGGACAGAGUUGGAGAACAACACAUUGGACCAUUACACAUUUGGGAAGGAUGUGAACAGAAUGCAGUUUGACACCAGCCAGAAGAAAGCAUGGAGGAUAUCGCUGAUUAAUGAGCACUUUGGCCUGUCUUCCUCCUACUCCAAGUAUCACAUUGUACCAGCGGAGAUCGGAGAUGAAGAACUGAAAAGUGUGGCCAGUUUCAGGGCUCUGAAGAGGUUUCCAUCAGUUGUUUGGAGGGACCAGAGGAAUGGUGCAGUGUUGGUACGUUGUAGCCAGCCCGAGCUGGGGUGGCUAGGGUGGCGGAACACAGAGGAUGAGGUCCUGCUGGGUGCCAUACCCAAAGCCUGUGCUCUGAAUCCUGGGACAGAUCUGAAGAAGACGACCUGUGACGGGGCAGCAGACGCAGAAGUCCAGACAACUGUGACUCCCAAGAAAAUGUUGCUGAUUGAUUGUCGCUCUUACGGGGCUGCGUUUGCUAACAGAGCCAAAGGUGGAGGGUGCGAGAGUGCAGACUACUACCCUACUUGUGAGAUUCAGUUCAUGAACCUGGCUAACAUCCACACUAUCAGGAAGAGCUUCAUUGCCCUCCGAUCCUUGUGUAGCACACAUCCUGACCCAGCUAGCUGGUUGUCAUCUCUGGAACACACCAAGUGGCUUCAGUACAAUUCCUCUCUACUGAGGGCGGCUACCUUGGUGGUCAGUGCAAUUGACAAGGAGGCUCGUCCUGUGCUUGUCCACUGCUCAGAUGGCUGGGACAGGACACCACAGAUUGUGUCAUUGGCUGAAGUUCUCCUGGACCCUCACUACAGGACAAUAAAGGGCUUCCAUGCUUUAAUAGAACGCGAAUGGCUGGAUUUCGGUCACAAGUUUGCCGAUCGCUGCGGCCAUUCUACUGACUGUGAUGACCCAAAUGAACGAUCACCGAUCUUCUUACAGUGGCUUGACUGUGUCUUUCAAGUAUUCAGAAAAUUUCCAUGUGCUUUCGAGUUCAAUGAAGCUUUCCUGGUAAAACUGGUUCAACAUACUUAUUCCCGCUUAUUUGGAACAUUCCUGUGCAACAAUGCCCGUGAGCGGCAAAUCAACAAGAUCUCGGAGAAAACAGAGUCUGUCUGGACACUCUUACUCAACAACGACAAGUUCGUCAAUUUGCUCUACAAUCCUAAUUCGGACCCACAUGUUUUGUAUCCUGACUAUGGAAUGCAUCAACUAGAAUUGUGGAAGUCGAUCUAUCUGUCCAAGAACUCCUUGGAGACAAGUCCCGACAUCCUGGACGAGUGUUUGAAGACAAGUGACAGCGAUAUCACACCAGAUCAGGAGACUCCAGGGCUUCAGAAAACACGAUCCUGUGAGAGCCUCAACAAACUGGGCGAGCAUCCAAAUAUUCCCGGGGCGCAGGAUGAGUAUCCAAACAUCAUCCACGGAUCACCUGAUACAGCUAUGCUUCUUGCAAAAGAAGUAGAUUCUAGUCAUAUGACAGGAAAUGAAAAGGAUGAAUCGGAUGAAGAGGAAACUGUGAUGGAGAACGGCCAUGCUGAAAUGGAUGUUGUCCAGAAUGGUGUUGUGGAGAAUGGGCUUUCAGAUGGAGUUGAAUCUGAUGGGUUGUGUGAUAAUGAAAGCGAGACUUCUGACUCUGAUAUAGAGCAUUGCGCGGAAGAUACUGGUGUUCCAAUCAGUCAAGAUAAUACAGAGGAGGAAAGCAGUGAAAGUACAUUACAAAAUGGUCUUCAUAACGGCCAUAUCAGUGAAGAGGAAGUCAGUGAGGACACUCUCAACUGCAAUGACCUUCCUGUUGACUCUGAAGGUCACAAUAACGACAGACAACCAACCCAAAGAGGAACAAUUGAUAUCAUGAGUAAAAAAUUGUCUGAACGGACUUUGAGAUCGGUUGAAAGUUCGACUGAUACGAUAACUGACUUGAGUGAUAAUGGGGAGAGGAAACAAAGUCAUGGUACUGUGAAUGGCUAUGCAAACAAUUGCCACGAAGAUGUGAAUGGUGUUGCAGAUGAAGAGAAAACGAAAUCGAAGGACUACCUGAAACAUCAGAACACAAGUAUUAGCACCAGUACAACAGAUAUCAGUGACUCUAAUGUACAUAGCGCUUUCGGAGACAAGCGCUCGAUUAGCCGAGAUUUAAGACAGUUGUCUCACUGUAUCCCAAUGCGUCUCAACUGCAAUAAUGUUAUGUGCUCACGGCAAGACAAGACAAGUGCAAGUCCAUCCCCUUCAACAUCUCCAUUCCCCACACCUGUCAGUUCCAGAACGCCAAACUCAACAUGUCCGCCUACACCAGGCACUGGGGAUGGCAAGAUGUCGGAGUCCCCUCUCAGCCGCCAUUACAAUGGUUUAGGACGGCACUUGGACAAAGAUGGUCUGACACUUUUUGUGGACCCUGUCCAACAGCGCAUGUACCAGUUGGAGUCGGAGUACAAGCGCAGGGUCCAGAUUCUGGAGAUACAGUUGGCUGCCGCUCGCAAAAUAAUCCAGCAGAAGGCUGCAGUAACGGGGAAUGGCAGGACAUAUCCAGACUACAGAGAUGAUAUCGCAUCUUUGCCCGAGUCAACAGAAGGGGGAGACUUCCACUCUCUGGGGAAUGUGAGCAACCCAGCAUCAGACAUAAGCUGGGAGCAGGUAGAUGACGGCGAGUCCAAGAUGACCCUGUGGGUGCCGGACCAUGCAGUGACUCACUGUGCUGGCUGUGACUACGCCUUCAGUCUCGUCAGGAGGAAACACCAUUGCAGGAGCUGUGGCCGCAUCUACUGCAACACGUGCUCAAACUACUUCUCUCCCGUGCCACGUCAGCACCUGGAGGAGGCAGUGCGUGUCUGUCGUAGCUGCCACAUCAUGUUGCAGCCUGCCGCUGCUGCCGCCAACCUCGCCUCUCCAGGAACCACCACACACCACAGCUGUCUGACCGAGGACAAGAGCGUUCCCAUCCUUGUACCUGAGUGACGUCACCGGAGUAGUGGUAGUGCAUGCAUCCACGUAGGACGGGUUACAGACAUCGGGAUUCAGUCCAGUUAGGAGACACCUCUUUGUUCAAUCUCAUCAAGCUGAUAAUCUUCAGGGAGCUUUACCACUUCCCAAGCUACAGAAAAUAAACAGAUUCAAAGCUUUUCUGAAAUGAAUAUUUGUCAGAAUCAUUUUUAGUAUGAAAGUGUCUAACAUACUUAUAAUCUUGGCAACGUAAACGUAGAUUUUGGAAACCUCAACACAAAAACAUGUUGCUUUCAGUUAGCUACCAAGUGGCUCCUGGAAGAUUAUAGUCCCUGACUAUAUUAGCCUGAUGUGAGAGACAGUAGGGGCUGUUAGUAUUCAGCAAUCCUUCCUACGAACUCUUCUCUGUAUAUGAUAUCUCACAUCCCUCCUCUUCUUCCAAACAAAUGCUGACUUCUCUAACAACAACAUAUGGGUCUGUAACAUGAAUGCCAGUGAAAUAUAACUUAAGGGUGUAUACUUGAAUACAUCUACUUUCAUAAUGACUGAGGGAACUGAAGCAUUGUUAGGUCUCAGAUGAUACACCCACAGCUGGAUGUGAUGCAGUGUGUUUGAAACUGAGAAUGAAAGGCAUUGGAUCCUUGUUAUAACCGACACCUUAAAAGAUGAACGUAUGAGGGUCGAUUCAGUUGCUAUUUUAAACUAUACUAUUCACACUUUGCUAAGGAUCAAAUCAUUGAUUCAACAG
Messenger RNA from Haliotis rubra (blacklip abalone), 4399 nucleotides. Its product is annotated as myotubularin-related protein 3-like. Gene Ontology annotation, biological process: dephosphorylation; regulation of autophagy. Lineage: Eukaryota; Metazoa; Mollusca; Gastropoda; Lepetellida; Haliotidae. The record is from RefSeq and is a predicted model, not a curated record. Gene Ontology annotation, molecular function: metal ion binding; protein phosphatase binding; phosphatidylinositol-3,5-bisphosphate 3-phosphatase activity.